This is a messenger RNA of Lingula anatina, 1421 nucleotides long. Its product is annotated as protein canopy 4-like. The record is from RefSeq and is a predicted model, not a curated record. NCBI's taxonomy places the organism in Eukaryota, Metazoa, Brachiopoda, Lingulata, Lingulida, Lingulidae.
CUUCCUACUUCCCGGUUUGAGCAGUCGACACGUUCUCUCUGGUCAUUGGUGAUUUCUGCGAUACAAAAUGCGGCAGGGGGAUUCUUCAUCGCGGUUCAAUGACACCAUGACGUUCACAGGGACUGUAGUGUGUCUCUUUGCGGUAAUAUUAGCAGUUUCAGGUGUGGAGCUAGAAGGAAUCGAAGAUGAGCAUGGUGUCAGAAUACCAACAAAAUGUGAAGUUUGUAAAUAUCUAGUAACGGAGCUUCAGCAAAGACUAUCAGAGACAUCAUCAAGCGAGGUGUUAAGAACAGGUCAUGGACUGGACAAAAAACCACUGAAAGAAAUCAAAUAUGAUAAGUCGGACCUGCGUCUAAUAGAAGCUUUGACAGACCCCCAUGUUUGUGAUAAGAUUUUGGAGUACAAUGUGCACAAGGAGAAGAAAGGCAGCAUGAGAUAUGCCAAAGGGAUGAGUGAGACAAUGCAGACUCUACAUGGUUUGGUGGACAAGGGUGUCAAGGUGGAGCUUGGAAUGCCAUAUGAACUUUGGGAUAAGCCAUCUGCUGAGGUCACAGCCAUGCAAAGAAAGUGCUACAAAAUGGUGGAAGAUUAUGAAGAGGAUAUUGAAGACUGGUACUACAAUAACCAAGAAAAAGACAUGAUUGAAUAUUUCUGCAGUAAUCUUGUACUGAAAGGAAAUGAUGACAAAACAUGUCUCACAGAGAAGGAGGAACCUGAGGAGGAUAAGAAGGGAGAGGAUGGGGAUGUAAAAGAGAAAAAGAAAAAUAAGAAAAAGAAAAAAGGUAAAAAGAAGAAGAAAAAUAAAGGGAAAGGAAAAGAUGAAACUGAAACUCAAGGCUUGGGCAAAAAGAAAGUGGAAGAGGACACAAAAACGGAAAAGCAAAGAGAUGAAUUAUGACCUCACUCUUAGGACUUCCAAAUGCAAUGCUAUGUUUUUGAAGUGAAACUGAGUUCAUAUCACAGGGCAGAAAGUUAAAAUGCAUUUGUCUUAGUACAUAAAGGUUGAGAAAGACCAUUGCAUAUGGGCACUACCAUUGUCUUUUUUCUACUCUUUUUUAUAAGUAGAAAACUGGUGCUAGAUAAUAUUAUGCGUUGUUGUUCAUGUUCACUUGAUACUCUUUUUUACAGAAAAUGUUGCAGCCCGAUCAACUGGCAGUGCUUAGUUAUGAAAACAAUGAAAUGUCAUUUUGCAUUGUUACAAUAUUGGUACACUUUUUUGCUGCUGAUAAGCAAAAUGUAAUUGUCAAGGACAAGCACUUCUCGUCCAUAUUGUGUAUGAUGCCAGAUGUGCAUUCAUUUGCAACUUUUGAGGAGAUUGCUCUUUGGUGCCAACUGCCUGUCACCCCUUAAGCCCCCUUUACACUAGACAGCGUCCUUUCUGCAUCACAUAGUAUGCCACCAUUUGAGAGUUAAAAAAAAAA